Enterobius vermicularis (human pinworm) is the source of this 585-nucleotide messenger RNA. Lineage: Eukaryota; Metazoa; Nematoda; Chromadorea; Rhabditida; Oxyuridae. The record is from the annotation of a GenBank genome assembly.
AUGACAGGAGACGAUAGAGUUCUAAAACUUGUGAUAAAAAGUGCUGUGCUUUCUGCAAAAGUAGACGAAAACAUAGAAAGCCUACUGCAUGCCGCAUCAAAGAAUGGUCACCAUGCUGUUGCAAAGUUUCUAGUUCAAAAUGGAGCGCAUGUCAACCAUGAAGAUAAAAACGGGGAGACGCUGUUACAUAUUGCUUCAAAAAGUGGCCAUGAUACUGUCGUAAAGUUCCUAGUACGAAAUGGAGCAAAUGUCAACCGUAAGGAUAAAAACGGGUACACACCGCUGUAUGUGGCAAUUCUCAUGGGACAGAGUGAGAUUGCGGAGUAUUUGAUCAAAAAUGGAGGAGACGGGAAUGCGAGGAACGAUGACGAGUACACACCGCUGUACGUGGCAGUACUACUGGGACACAGAGAGAUUUCGGAGUUCUUGAUUGAAAAUGGAGGAGACGUAAAUGCGGGGAGUGAUGAUGAGGAGACUUUGUUACACACUGCUUCAAAGAACGGUCACCAUGCUGUUGUGGAGUUUCUGAUACUAAAUGGAGCGAAUGUUAAUGCCGUAGACAAGAAUGGAGUACGGUUUUGCUAA